AUGACAGACGGCGGAGAGGAAUUAUCACGCGGGAGGCUUUCAACAGAUACCAAUGUUGAUUUGAAUACAGACAUAGCACCUGCAUCGGAAUACUCCGAGUCUGCCCAGAAGAAACUAGCGGGGUCUGUUUUUUCCAGCAUGAGGAGUAGCAUGGACGGGAGCCCGAGCAUAUUGAACGCCUUCAACAUUUUAAAACAAGGAAAUGCCAUUGACGACGACAUAAGCGCAAGUUCCUCCUUUCCGCUUGGUCCCAACUCCAUUUUCGAAUUAACAAUCGGAUCAGAUGCAGCGAGGUUGAAGACAAAUAGAGGCCUAAAGAACCAAGUCACCAUAAACGGGGGGACCACAACCAUUCAUCAUUUGAUUAAGCCAUCUGUGGAUGAAAUACCUCGAAUUCUGCUACAUUCAUUGAAGAAAAAGGUGACCAAUACAGAAUUGUCAGAUGCUUUGGUCAAAGAUACCAUUAGCGAUUAUAAAAGCUUCGAGCUGGGAUACAAAGCGCUUACUGAAGAUAUGCUUUCAAAACUCUCAGAACAGCAAGACACACAGAAGGAUGAUGCUUCAGGUAGCAUCAGCUUUAUGUCCGAUAAUGACGAUGAUCUCAUUCCCCAAGUAUUUGAAGACCCGAACUUCCGAUUGGAUGAUCCAAGAAUUUUCCGCCAGGUAAUGGAAAAUACAAGACUUUUGCCGGAUCCAGAUGCACCUGAUGAGGCGAACAGCAAUAUUAUUAACGGCCCUCAAAUCCAAGAGAAAUUAUCCCACUAUUUAGACGUGGUAGAGGUUCAAUUGAUUCAUGAAAUAUCAAAGACAUCAAAUUCAUUUUUCAGCACGUUGGGAGAUAUACAAGAUAUUGAGCAAGAGUCGAAAUCAUGCAUUGACAAGUUUGCCGAAAUCAAACACAAAGUUGCAGAUAUCGAGGAAUAUCAAGCUGAGACUGGAGCAAAGAUUUUGGAUUUGAUCGACGAAAGAAAAAGUGUCAAUCACCUUGAAUCAUCUGUACUACAACUCCAAUCUGUCCUUUCGAAAUAUGCCGACGCCAUGAUUCAUCAUCGACAUAAGCAGCAUUUGAAAUGCCUUCAAGAAAUUUUGGUUAUCGAAAACCUUAUACUAGGGGUUGAACCUGAGGACUAUCAAGAUGAAGGGACAAAACAUUUAUAUCCAAAAUUUGAAUAUCCGAUGGUCAAUCUCUCCCGGCUUCCGGCACUAGAAAAGUUUCGACAAGACGUGGAAAAUCUCAAGCUGGCUUCCAAUCAGGGCUACAGUGAGGAAUUUGUACAAUUACUUGUCGAGGAUCUUCGUUCACAUUACAAAUCAAUUUCGUCAAAAGAUACGAUGAAUCGUAUUUAUGUCUCCAUAGAUCGCUCGCGCAAGUAUCAAGACAAAAACGUCAACAAGACAUUUAAUGAAAUUGAUUCACAGACAAAAAAGAAAAUCCAAAAUUUCAUUCAAAAUUUAUCAAACUCGGGUUACAUUACUACUGCGUUCACAGAAUACCAAAACAGUGUCAUAGGUGAAGUCAAGGCAAUAAUAAGACAUAAUUUGCCUUCAGGGAAACCCGAUCCUCAAACAGAUGAGCUAUCCUCGAAAGAUAAAUCUCCUUCAUUCGCCGAGAGUGAGAAAACCCAAACGGAAGGUACUCCAUCAGGCAACGCUUCAUUGUCAGAAAAUAUAAGAAAAAUGUCUCACGACCAAUUCUCACGAAUGAUGACUGCCAUCUAUUCAAACUUGUCUGAAUGUCUAAGGAGAUUGACCAUUCAUCAGAAGCUCUUACUUGAUAUGUCACUCUCGUCACUUCCACCACAAUUGUCACAGAAUAUCGAUGUCAUGUCUUUGGAUAUUACCAACUCAAUCAAUAAGGCAAUUGAGCUUACCCAAGUCAGACUUGUCAAAAUUUUGAAUGUGCGUCUGGAACAAAUAGGUGAUCUCCCUGUUAAGCAGUACUUACAUUUGUAUCUGCUUUCAUCUGCGUAUCUACUGGAAUGCGAGUCCAUUAAUCCUGUCUUUGUUGCUUCGGGUCUGGGAAGCUCCUUGACUGAGUGGGUCAGAAAUCAUGUUGGAUACUUUGUUCACAAAUUUCACUCAAACUCUGUUAGACAGGUGGCCAAUGCGUGUGAUAAAGAAACUUGGAGGGAAUGUACGACACCAGAAAAGAUAUCAAUGGGACAAGAUGUUCUUGAUACUAUUCUUGGAUACUCUGAGUACAUUAAAAGCGAUGGUCAAAGUGGCUUCAGUGGAAGCGAUUGGAUCGAAUUUUUAGACUUUUUUGAAGAUGAUUCAAUUUCCAAGGAAACAUCGAAAACGGCUAAUGAUUCAAAUAGUUCUUUGAUGUUAAAGAUCCAAGAUCUGGAGUUCUUGGUUCCAGAACUCAUAUUAACAGUUAAUGAGCACGUCCGAGACUACUUGAUCAUCAUUAAAAUUUUUCCGUCGAGGGCUGGUUCCGUUCGCGGGAAUAUGUUGACUUUCUUCAAGUUACUCAAUACCAGAGUUUCUCUGGCAAUCUUAAAUGCUGGAGCCACUCGAACUGCUGGAUUGAAGCAUAUCACCACAAAACAUCUCGCUUUAUGCAUUCAGACCAUUGCUUUUACAAUUGCGCUUUUAUCAGCUAUUCAGCCCGUUUUCGCCAAUCAUAGGCAUGAAACUGAGCUGACCAAUAGUAAUUCUGAGGAGAUAACUAUUGAAUCUGUCACCAAUCUCUACAAAAGCCACCGGCGAGAAUUGUAUGACAAAUUGGUUUCGAUUAUGCAUGACAGAACGCUAAAUCACUGUGGUGCAAUCAUGAAGCUUGACCUUUCUCAGCCAAUAAAACAUCCACAGCAGAGCCAUCCAUAUAUGGAAACGUUGGUGAAGGAAACAACCACUGUAUCUAAGGUUUUGACGAAAUACUUGCCUGAAACAGAGUACUCCUACAUCCUUCUGCAAAUAUUCAGCAACUACAAGCAGCUUCUUGUUAAAUGCUACUGUAUGGAUCUUCCUCAAUUCAAAGAUUUCUAUGAAAAACAAAGCAUUUUGAAAGACGUUGAUUACUUCCGUGUCAAACUAAGUGAUCUACCUGGAUAUGGGAACUCGGGCCAAGUUAUAUGGGAGAAUGUCAAUUCUCUUCCGACUAUUGAAGAUGCGAAGAUGGAAGAAGUAAUGAGGAUGAAUAUCGCCAACGAAAAGGCUAUCGCUUCAUCAAAGACGUCAAUGGAGGAGACUCGAAGCACACCCCAAAGCUCUGAGCCUCGUAAAAGCAGCGAUAGUCAACAGGUUGCUGAAACUGUAAUACCGGGGUUUAAAAACAAGGAAGCUUCAGAAGAGUCGGAGAAAGAAUCAACUCGACCUGUCGUGCUAGAAGAGAGUGCAUCAAAAAAGCGAAUCGAAGCUGCUGUUGAAAAACCCGAUGAGGCGAAUUCGGCGCAAACUAAACCUGAUGAUCCAAGUAUGGAAGAUUCCAAACCAGAAGAACCAAAUGCCGAGAAAUCAGAGUUUGAGGGACCAAAAGUUGAGGAACGCAAGGUCGAGGAUCAAACAUCAGAGGCACCUAUAACAGAAACUCCUAAAGAAGAAGAUUCUAAAGCCGCAGAUGCUAAAACAGAAGAUGCUAAAGCAGAAGAUGCAGAAGAUGCUAAAAGAGACGAUGUUAAAACAGAAGAUGUUAAAACAGAAGAUGUUAAAACAGAAGAUGUUAAAACAGAAGAAGCUAGCACAGAGGAUACUAAAGCAGAGGAUUCCUAA
Messenger RNA from Clavispora lusitaniae ATCC 42720, 3714 nucleotides. RefSeq lists its product as uncharacterized. Gene Ontology annotation, biological process: Golgi to vacuole transport; retrograde transport, endosome to Golgi. Lineage: Eukaryota; Fungi; Ascomycota; Pichiomycetes; Serinales; Metschnikowiaceae. The record is from RefSeq and is a predicted model, not a curated record. Gene Ontology annotation, molecular function: syntaxin binding. Gene Ontology annotation, cellular component: GARP complex.